AUGAGGGAAAAUAGUGGGAGAGAAAUGAACCCCAUAAAUUUUGUAGUUAAUGAAAAAGAGGAGUUUUUAAAUAUAUUUAAUUACAAAAGCGUAAAGUGCUUCAAGUCCUGUAACUAUAUCUAUAUUGGGCAAGUUAAAAAGAGCAGUGACGCACAUGAAUCAAAAGAAAAGGACAUAGAUUCUGUGGGAAAUAAAAAUGAAGAUAUUAAGAAAAUCGAAACUAAAGAAUUCACAUCUAACAGAGCAAAAACAGACAAAAAGAAUAAAAAAAAAUCCAAUAAAUAUAUAAAGGAUGGAUAUGGCAUUUUAAUAACGUUACAAAAAAACGCCUUUGGGGAAGAUAUCGUUGUAAAUAAGUUUAUUGGAAAUUGGAAAAAUAAUAAAAAAAGUGGUUUAGGAUUUAAUUUAUAUAUAAAUAAAAAUAUCUAUUUUGGAUAUUAUGAAAAUAAUGCAAAAAAUGGAUGGGGAUAUUAUGAAUGGAGUUUUAAUCAGUCCAGUUAUGAGGGAACUUGGGUUAAUAAUUAUAUGAACGGAAAAGGUACAUAUAAAAAUAAAAUAUUCACAUUCGAGGGAGACUUUUAUAAUAAUAAAUUUCUUAAUCAGUAUGGAGAAUGGAUAGAUGUUAUACAAUUGGAAAAAAAAAAUAAAAAAAUGAACCUUCUGAAAACAGACAUAAUUAGUAGUGAAAAAAUGAUAUAUUUAAUAGUCCUUCCUUUUAAUUUUUUAAAAGAUCAUUUAAAAAAAUUUGCUGACAUUAUUAAAAAUAAGUUUAAUAAAGUUCCUUUUAUCAUGUGCUCUAAAAGUUUCAUCGAGAAAUACAGGAAUUUUAAUUUGUCUAAAUUUAUAUUUCUAAGUUAUUAUUUUAGCCUUCACGAAUUAUUCGGCGAUAUAAAAUCUGAUCAGCUUAUUUUUGACAACAUCAAAAAAAAUUGUGAAAAAGAAAGUAGAGGGGAAAAAACCAAUGUAGGUUACAAGGGUCCUAAUUGUGCGUUUUCUAAAAACUCUACGCGCUUAGAUAGUGAAGAAUUGGAAGAAUUUCAAGAUAGAGAAAGUGAUAGCAGUUCUAAUGAAUUUAGUUAUUCUAGCAGUUCGGAGGGAUAUUGCAAAUCUCCCAGUUCUAACACUUCUAUUUCUUCUAAAUUUUCAAAUGGGGCAAUAAAUUCAAGCGAUGAAAGUUUUUCCAACUGUUCAAAAUCAUCCUACACGACACAAACGUCUGUCUCUUCAACCCUACCCCUUAGGUCGAGCAUGUCCAUCAUUACUAACAGUUUCGAUAACUUUAAGUCAACGAAGGAUGAUGAUGGUGAUUUACACAACUCAAAUACUCAUUCUCUGAAUAAAGUAAACAUAACGAAAAAUGAAAGUAAAGGAAGUAGCGAAAGUGACCUAAAAGAGUACAUAAAAAAUGCCAAUAAAUCGAAUGAUUUUAAGGAAGAAAAUGUGACUGAAGCAUUGUCAAAGGUUGGUAGUAGUAAUGACAGCAGUGAGAAGUUCAAUUCUGACAUAUGCAAUGAAGACACAUUUUACAAGUUAGAAGAGAGGAGAAAAAAUGAAAUACAUAAAUUGGUGAACAAGUAUGUAAAUAUUUAUGUCGAUUCUGAAAACGAGUCCUGUGAAUAUUCCAUAAUUUCCAGUGAAACAGAAAGUUCUGCUGAAAGAGAAAGUUUUCCAAAAAUGAAAAAUGAAGGAUAUUUUUUUGAGAAGGCAAAGGGUGGUGAUCUAAAUGAAAAUGAGGAGAGGAAAACUAAAAAUAUGCAAGAAAAAAAACAAACAGGAGGAAAAUCCAAUCAACAAAUGAACAUGUCGUGUUCAGAAGUAAAUGUCCCUAAUGAUGUGGAUCCUCCCAAACAUAAUGAUCUUAUUGAUGCUCAAAAAAAAAUUGAAAAAGAAUUAUCCAAGAUCAAAAUAGACAUUCAAUUUUUAGAAAAGCUAAGAAAUUGCAAUUUGCCAUGUACUCCUGAAAUAAAGAAAAAAAUAGUAAAAUCUAUGAUAUUGAAAUAUCCAUUCAUUUUUAAUUUAAACAUUAGUGAAGAUGAAAAUAAAUAUGAAAAUAUAUCCAACGAAUUUCUCUUACGAAAUUUUGUAGUCCCGGAAUUAUGGUCAUUAAAGAAUUAUUUUGGAACCUCAGAGAAUAAACUCCCGGAAGAAGUGUUCACGCCUCCAUAUUUAGAUUUUAAGAAUUCAAAAAUUAGUAUGCAUAUGCAUCAUCAGAUUGGCAAGAAUAACAACUUAGACUUGAACGUGAACAGUAUUAAUGAUGAAAAAAAUUUCAACCUGAACUUUUUCUUCAUUACGGAUUUGUUAGUGGAUGACACCAAAGACAUCAAUGAUUUAAAAUGUUUAAUAAGAAACAAAUUUACCAAUUCACUGUACUUGAAUAACUUAUUUUUUGUCAUCCUAGAGUAA
Plasmodium gonderi is the source of this 2406-nucleotide messenger RNA. RefSeq lists its product as hypothetical. The record is from RefSeq and is a predicted model, not a curated record. Lineage: Eukaryota; Apicomplexa; Aconoidasida; Haemosporida; Plasmodiidae. Bases 1 to 2406 code for a protein of 801 amino acids. The transcript has 3 exons.